GUGGAAUGCCAACGAAAAUAAUUACUGAUCGAGGGACUGCGUUCACAGCGAAAGAUUUCGAGAGGUUUUGUACUCGGAACCAUAUUCGACAUAUUAAAAAUGCAGUAAGAACUCCACGAGCAAAUGCUCAUGCCGAACGGACUAAUCGAACAAUAUUAUCGAUGCUGUUACCAACAAAUACGGUUGACAAACGAUGGGACGAAAAUAUGGUAAGAUUGAAAUGGUGCCUAAAUACGAUGGAGAAUGCGACAACGAAAUGCACACCGUACGAGUUGCUGUAUGGUUAUCAACCUCGUGAUAUACUUCAGAACGCAUUAAUUCUAACUCUACAUAACGACGACACUCUGACUACUGAUCAAUUAACGGAUUUACGCAGAACGAUUGCAGAACGAAUUACUGAUGAGCGAGCUAAAGCUAAAAGCCGAUACGACAAGCGGUACUUACAGCCAACGAAAUUUCAAGAGGGUGAUCUAGUAUUAGUCCAAAACGAGCCGUAUAGCACGGGUGAGUCGAGGAAACUAGAGCCGCGUUAUAAAGGCCCCUUCAUUAUUACUAAAGUACUCGACAAAGACCGAUAUGUAGUCAACGAUUUACCCAACUCCAAACGAACACAGCGGCAGUACACCUCGGUGUAUUCGUUCGAUAAGAUCAAGCGAUGGUGUCAGUUGCCUUACGAUGACAGUAGCAGCGAGGCUGAUAACGACGAUGAUGACGACAAUGAUAACGUUGCCGAAUCGACGGACAAAGCGGGGUCGCUUUGAGAUGUCAGGAGGCCGACUGUAAAAACACGAAAAAUUAAAAUACGAAAAUGCAACCAUGAGUGUGCAAAAAUAGCAAAUCGAGCGUUUGACGUUUAAAGAGGAGUAUGGCGAAAUACGACGCGUAGAGUGGAGGUUUUUUUUGGUUGCUUUGGAGCGAAU
Teleopsis dalmanni is the source of this 920-nucleotide messenger RNA. RefSeq lists its product as uncharacterized. Bases 6 to 761 code for a protein of 251 amino acids. Lineage: Eukaryota; Metazoa; Arthropoda; Insecta; Diptera; Diopsidae. Gene Ontology annotation, molecular function: nucleic acid binding. The record is from RefSeq and is a predicted model, not a curated record. Gene Ontology annotation, biological process: DNA integration. The transcript has a single exon.